Molecule: messenger RNA, 1369 nt
Organism: Cucumis melo (muskmelon)
Lineage: Eukaryota; Viridiplantae; Streptophyta; Magnoliopsida; Cucurbitales; Cucurbitaceae
Product: protein EXPRESSION OF TERPENOIDS 1
Exons: 3
Coding region: 233-1195 (320 amino acids)
Biological process (GO): positive regulation of DNA-templated transcription
Cellular component (GO): nucleus
Molecular function (GO): DNA-binding transcription factor activity; DNA binding
Source: RefSeq, a predicted model, not a curated record
CUUUGCAAAAGAAAAAAGAACAAAUCACAAAUCCCUCUGUAUUUUAUAGAGUUAGUAUGAGUGAGUGUGUGUUGGUUUAGUUGCGUUAAAUGAUCAGAGCAAAUCCCGGCCGUAGUAAAGACGACGACGUGUUCAGGCCAUAUUCUUCCAAAUUCCACUGGGCCUUUGAAGUAUAUAUAAAGUUAUUAGCCAAAUUAAGAAUGGUAUAAAGAAAAAUUAAGUUGAAGAAAGUAUGAGAGGGUUGUUGUAUUUAGGUGGGAAACAAGAGGAAGAUGAAGAAGAAAUUCUAAGAUCAGGAAGAGAACAACAAUUGUUUUUGUAUAGUAGUACAAACAAUCAUAAUAAUGAAGAGAUCUACUCCAAGGGAUUGGAGAUUUGGCCUCAACAAAAUGUGGAGAACUACAUUUCCUUUGGAGUUGUGGGUCCUACUAGGAAGAACUUGAUCAUCAACGCCUCCGAUCAUGAGUUGGUUUCGAGAUUAGGGUUUUCGAUGAUGAGAGGAGGAGGAGGAGGUAGUGGUGGUGGGAUGAAUUGUCAAGAUUGUGGGAAUCAAGCAAAGAAAGAUUGUUCUCAUUUGAGGUGUAGGACUUGUUGUAAGAGUCGAGGGUUUCAAUGCCAAACCCAUGUUAAGAGUACUUGGGUUCCGGCUGCUAAGCGACGGGAACGACAACAACAACGUCAUCAGAUUUUUCAGAAUCAUCGUCGACAACAAUCUCAAGCAAAUCAAUCAGAUCAGACCACUCUCAAAAGAUAUGGAGAAAAUCAGCCACUUCUUGCAACUCCUACUGUUACUUCAGGGUUAGAAGUUGCACAUUUUCCAGCUGAAUUCAAUUCCCCAGCUAAUUUCCGGUGUGUAAAAGUCAGUGCCAUUGACAACGUUGAAGAAAAAUUAGCUUAUCAAACAUCUGUGAACAUUGGUGGCCAUAUGUUCAAAGGCAUUCUUUACGACCACGGUCCCGAAACCAGUCAAAAUAUGAGUAUCGAUAUUGGUGGCGAGAGCUCAUCAUACUGCCACGGGGGAGAAGACGACAGUCAACCGCUCGAUCUCGUGAUUGGAGCAUCCAACGGCAGCGGGAGAGUUAGUCAAUCAUCAUCAUCUGCCCCAUUUGUGGAGUCUUCACUAUAUCCUAUCCCAAUCAACAACACAUACAACAACAACACCGGUACGCAAUUUUUUCCAUCCACAAGAGCCUAAGAAAAAUGGGGAUUCAUAAACUAGAAAAAAAAAAAAAAAAAACUCCUCCAUUUUAAUGAUGUGUGUUGGAUGCAUGAAGACAAUAAAAUAAGAUCAUGAUGUUAUUUUAAUUAAGUUAAUGUAUGAGUAUACGAUGAUGAUGAUGAUAACUAGAUUGAAUUUCUAUCCAUCCCC